Messenger RNA from Closterium sp. NIES-65, 2397 nucleotides. The record is from the annotation of a GenBank genome assembly. Lineage: Eukaryota; Viridiplantae; Streptophyta; Zygnematophyceae; Desmidiales; Closteriaceae.
AUGGCUCUUCCGCUGCUCGCUUCCCCCGGUGCUCCUCUCUCCUUCGCGUCUCCGCAGCUUGGUUCACUGAAUACGCUCUUCUCGCCUCCCAUGGGCUCGCCUGACACGCGCGCGCCACUGAACACGCCCUUCACGCCUCCCACGGGAUCGGUAUAUGAUGAUGCGUUAACUUCUGCUCGUUCUGGCGAGCCUCUGUCCGCGGUGGAUCAGCAGCAGCGGCGUGGGAAGCUGCAGGAGGGGGGGAAGUCGACCCCUUCGACAGCCGGGAGCGCAUGUGCUACCGCAGGGCAUAAGAGAGCUGUUGAAGCAGCAGCAGGAGCAACGAGCAGCACAGGCGUCAUGUGCGUGGAUCAGCAUGGGCAGGGAGUAAUGGAGGAAAUGACGAUGGUGGAGAGGCAAGUGCAGGUGUGGGUGCUGCAGGUGGAGAUGGUGGAGAUGGGAAUCUGGAGACGCGCGAUGGUACCUGGGGGUGGUUCUGGGCUGCUCUUCCCCACGUCUCACCGUGCCGUCCCUCCAGUGUCAUCGCCUCGCCUGUCGGCCUCAAGCAGGCAGAAGAAAGAGAGCAGGCCUGCAAGGAACAGGAAGCAGGGGCGUGCUGCAUGGUCCUGGUCGGUGCACAUGGUGCUGCUGCAGGCAGUGCAGCUGGUGGCCAUGGUGGGCGUGGCAGCAGGCGUGUACUCCUCUGCGUGGACGCUCAUUCAGUCCCUGGAUCACCGCUUGCUUCCCUUCUGUGACACCCAUGGCAACAGCCAUUCAAAAUCCACCUCUGGGGAGCCUGAUUCGCUGUCAUCGUCGGUAUUGCCACAGCAGCACGAGCCUCUUUUUCUCUCCACGGUCGCACAUGCACCCGCCAUGUCUCCUUCUCGUCACUCCCCUCUGUACUCUCUCUCUCAGUCCUCUCCUCCCCCUGCGGCCUCUGCUGUUCGCUGCCGGCCGUGCCCAGACCACGCUGAAUGCUCCAUUGGAGUAGCUAAGUGCCUUCCCAGCUACAGCCCUGCUUCAGGCUACAACCGUCCCCGCUACAGCCGUGCUUCAGACCGCAGCCGAUUGGGCGCCAGUUACAGACAAACCAGCAGUAGUAGCAGCAGCAGUGGCAGUGGCAGUGGCAGUGGCAGUGGCAGUAGCAGUACCACCAGGGGGCUAGAGGACAGUAACAGUGGCGGGAAGAUCACCUGGUGGUAUGCCCUUGUCUCGUCCUCCCCUGCGUGCGUUCCUGACCCAAUUGUGGACCGACAAGUGGCAGCUCUGGAGAGGGACGUGGUUGGCUGGGCGUGUCAGAAACGUGCGUGGCAGAUGUGUGCGGAUGCACCUGCCAGCCUGGCAGAUGGGAUCAGGAAGGCUACACAAUCUGUAAUCCAGAUGAUUCUGCACAGUAUAGGAACUGUUUACAGAGAUGCGGGUGGUGGGAGUUGCAGUGCUGGGGGUGAUGGGAAGGCGUGCCGGUGGGUGAAUACGGAAGGAGACGCCUUUGCAGGAAGGAGUGGGAGUGGGUAUGUGAGUGAGUGGGAGGUGAGAGAGGCUCUUGAUCUUCCCAUGGCCCCUGCCUCUGCCUUUCCUCUUCAGUCUUCCGCCCAAGGCAGUGCAUCAUCCGCCGUUCCUGUGCCUCCGCUGGCAGAAGCAGCAUUGUCACCAGCAAGUUUGAUACUGGAUGGUUGGCAACAGGAGCAGCUGGAACAGCAGCAACAGCAGCAGCAGGAGGGGGGAUCACGGGAGGCAGAGUCAGGUUCGAGCAAGCAUGAGACGGAUUUUCUCGUUGCACUGGUUGCUGAUAGGGCGUUUGCCAGAGUUCAGUCGGGUGAGACUCUGCUCCGUCCGGGCAGGAGGGAGAAAACUUUUACCUGCCCGGAUGACCUGGCACAAGAGCUGGUGUCCAACAGCUGCUGGGCAUGGUAUGUGGUGGCUUCUCAUUGGUUGGACCUUCUUCUGGCCCUGCCCUGUGGGAUUCUGUUUGCUGUUGCUGGCUUGAUGAUAAAGAGGCGGAGAGAGUGGGAAGAGGUGGUCAGAACAACAUACACUCAUGUCUGUGUGCUGCUACAGCAAGCUGCACAAGAUGCCGAGUCCUGCCGGAUGCAGACGGGAUACGCCCGCCAGUCCUGGGUUAUGGAAGAGGCGCUUCGAGUGCACCUGUUUCCACCUCAAGUUGGAGUCCACACAUCCUCUGAUUCACUAUCUACAGUACUUGGUACUGUAAUUGCUACAGUGCAAGUUGCGAUUAAACAGCGGAGUGAAAAGAGGCGCCAGCACGCGGUGGAGAGGCUGUGGAGGGAGGUUCGGCAGUGGGUUGAAGGCGAUUACAGAAUCCUGGUCUAUCCACGAAUCGUGGCGGAUGCAACGAAGGUUGUGUGGGAGUGGCAGGUUGAUGCAAGAAUGUCAACGCCCUCAGCGAAGCUUUCAUAG